GGAGGAGCCGCUGCUGCUGCUGCCGCCGCCUCUUCUCCGUCGCCGAGCCAGCCUCCGCCUCGGUCGGCACCCUCGCCACUCUCCUCCUCCUCCUCCUCUGGACCACCGCGGCGGGAGCGAGGAGGGGCCGGCCGACCAUGCGGUGGACGCGGAGCCCUGUGAGGCCCUGGCGGCUUCCCCGGCGCUCGCUGGUGGCCGCCUUGUUCCUCUUCUCCCUCUCCUCCUCCUUCCUCUACUUCGUCUAUGUGGCGCCCGGCAUCGUGAACACCUACCUCUUCAUGAUGCAAGCUCAAGGCAUCAUGAUACGUGAAAACAUGAGAACAAUAGGAGCUCAGGUUUAUGAACAGGUGGUCCGCAGUGCCUAUGCCAAGAGGAACAGCAGUGGGAAUGACUCAGAUUAUCCUCUUGAUUUGAACCACAAUGAAACCUUUCUGCAAACCACAACUUUUCUUCCUGAAGAUUUUACCUACUUUCCAAACCAUACGUGUCCUGAAAGACUCCCUUCUAUGAAGGGCCCUAUUGAUGUAAAUAUGAGUGAAAUCAGUAUGGAAGAGAUCCACCAGCUCUUCUCUCAAGAUCCUACAAUCAAACUAGGAGGCCACUGGAAACCUAAAGACUGUUUGCCCCGUUGGAAGGUGGCAAUCCUUAUUCCAUUCCGUAAUCGUUACGAACAUCUGCCAGUACUCUUUAGACAUCUUAUUCCAAUGUUACAACAACAGCGUUUACAAUUUGCAUUUUAUGUUAUUGAACAAGCUGGUAACCAACCUUUUAACCGUGCCAUGCUCUUCAAUGUUGGUUUUCGGGAAGCAAUGAAGGAUUUGGACUGGGAUUGUGUGAUCUUUCAUGAUGUGGACCAUAUACCUGAAAAUGACCGUAACUAUUAUGGAUGUGGGCAGAUGCCAAGACAUUUUGCAGCAAAGCUGGAUAAAUAUAUGUAUCUCCUUCCUUACAACGAGUUCUUUGGAGGAGUGAGUGGCUUAACAGUGCAACAGUUCAAAAAAAUCAAUGGUUUUCCUAAUGCCUUUUGGGGCUGGGGCGGAGAGGAUGAUGACCUUUGGAACAGGGUGCACUAUGCAGGUUACUUGGUGACUCGCCCCGAAGGAGAUACUGGGAAAUACAAGUCAAUUCCUCAUCACCAUAGAGGUGAAGUGCAGUUCUUAGGAAGGUAUGCACUACUGAGGAAGUCCAAAGAGAGGCAAGAAUUGGAUGGCCUCAAUAACUUGAACUACUUUCCAAAUAUUACAUAUGACGCCUUGUAUAAAAACAUUACUGUCAACCUGACACCAGAGCUGGCUCUGGUAAAUGAAUACUAAGAGAGCAUGAGAAGAGGAAAACAUGUGGAAAGAUUGUUUUGUAAAUGUCUUCUGGACAAAAAAAAUCUUGUGUCUAAUGAAGGAUCACAGUAUUUUGAAGAAUAAUACUCAAAAGCACGCACACAGAUUGACGGACUAUAGAGCCAUUCAGACUGUGCAGCGAGCUCGGACUUCACUUGCUCUUUGAUUUCUUUUUUAAAACAAAGAUGGUGUGACCUGCUGCUUCUGUCCCAGCAUUUCAUCUCCCUAAACAACACCAAACUGUGAUCAAAUGUGCUGUUCUGCUCAUAAAACCAGUUUGGCUGAAAAGGACGGUCUGUGCUUCUUGACUUUAGAUGCUGGAAGGUAUCCUGUAGGCAAUGACCCGAAUGGGAGAUGAACUCCUGUCUAACAAUGAUAUCAUUCUCUACAUUUGUGUUUGUAUUGGUUUUUUAAUUGACCUGCUUGAAGAAGAAAAUAUAUAUACAACAAGAAUCGCUUCUUAAAGAAGUGUAGGUGUAAAUAAGCUGUAUAAAUUGCUUUCCUUUCUUUUCUUUUUAAAAAAAUUCUUUUACAAUUCAAAACUGAAGUGGAAGGUUUACAACUUUAAGAUAACUCAAGCAAGCCUCCGCCAGUACAAGCACCUCAGUCCAUCAUGAUGACACUCAUGUGAGUAAUUCUCUUCAGGACUACUUCCCUGGUUGUUAGCAGGAUUGCGACCUUGUCAGUACGUUGUAAAACUUAACAAAUGGAAGCCAUAGCAGUGCUUUUGAGGGGAGAUUCCCCUUUUGGAAGUAGGGAUUCCAUUCACUAAAAACUAAGACUAAUUUUAGACAUUUGAAAUCCAUAUAGCCUUUCUAAUUCUCUUUCCAUCACAUUCUGCCAUAUAUUCCCUAAUGAUAAUUAUAGAUCAAAGUGAAUGCCUUCCACCUAGCUUCACCUUCAUGAAGGACAGAUUCUCCAGAAAAUUUUCAAAGUCUCCACUCUGUCCUCUUUGCUUCAUGAUGUACAUUUGAUCUAAGUUUGCAAAUUAUUCAGCUUGUCUUUGGAAAAAGUCUCCAAUAAUUCCUGCAGCUUAACUGUUGAGAGGGGGGAAGGUUAUGAAUAGUAUUUUGAUAUAUUUAUUGUGUAAAUGAAACUAUAAGUUAAAAUGAUAGGUUAGAGCUCUUGGUUAUUAUUGUUAACCAGAGAAAAGUUGCACAAAUACAGAUACUGGGAUAAAAUAUAUCCAGAAUCCAAAUCAUAAUUAAAAGAAUGAAGGGCAUUGAGAUUAGCUAAUGAAAAAAAUGUGAGUAUAGGACAGAAGUGCUUGGUCCAUAUCCUCCAUCCAGUUUCAGAGAUCCAGAUCUUGUUUGAAACUGUCAUCUUAGAUGUGUGCCUUUUUGUUCAAUUUGUUUGGUUUUCCUGGUUUUAAACCAAUCAAUUUUAUACAGUAUGUACAAACUUUUUUUUUUGCUAGGGCCUGUAACUCUGGUAAAUGUCUGUUUGGAUUGCUCUUUAAUAUAUAUUUAUAGACACAGAUUGUGAGUACUUAAUGUGAGGAGUACUUUAAUUUCUUUUCUUGCAUUGUUGCCUUCAGUUUCUGUAAAUUACAUAGUUUACACUUAGUUUUCUGGGUUCAGUGGAUGUAUGACCCCCCAUAUACAUCUGUUGUGGGUGUGACUAGCCAGGCCUAUUGUGUCUCAAAGGAGUUAUGGACGUGUGCGUGUGCCGUGUGUGUUUGAGUGUGUGUGUGUGUGUGUGUGUGUGUGUGUGUGUGUGUGUGUGUCUUAUCAGCCCAUAUGAAAGGGCAGCAAGUCUGCUCUUGAGAAUGCUGGUAAGCAUGCUUUAAAAUACUUCAUAAGGGAACCCUUCAUGGCUGCUGCAGAGGUAAGAGUUUGUGUCUUUUUUGUUUUUUAAUGGCACAUGUAGCAAUAAAGACUUCUAAAUUUUGUUCUUUUUUCAUAUGUGGAAACACACACCAAUUGCUUUCUCAUUCCUUCUUAACCCUGGAACACUGGUAGGAACCAGUGCUUUUUAUUUAAUGGUGCUUCAGGUGAAGAAUGUAUUUCAAACUAUCUGAAUUCACCAUCACAUGUAUAUAUAUCCAAACAUAUAUUGGGCUGUAUGGCAGUUCAGAUUCUCAGGCUUUCAAGAUAGGUGGCCAUCCCUCUACUAUGCCCUUUCUUCUUAAUUGAGAAAAGGAAUUACCUCUGCUCAGAAAUGCACUUGUUAAAAGAUUGACAUGAAGGGUCCAUUUCACUUCUUAAUCAAUGGCUUUUGGUUUAUUUUGCUUUUUCCAAUCACGUUUUCUGUCCCUCUUGAAAAAUACAAAAUAUCUUUAAAAUGUGCACUGUUAACUCUUAUCAGCUAAGUCAAAUACUGUAUAGCAAAUGUAAUUGUUGAAAACAUAACUGUCAAGCGCAUGUGAUGUUAUGGUGUUUUUUAAAAAAAAUCAUUUUAAAAAACUACAUGGCAGCUGAAACUUCAACAAGGCCACUGCUCCACAUCUCCAUCAGCACUGUCAGCUAACACUGCUAAGGGGCAGAACACUAUGAUAAAAUGCAUAUGUUUUCGUAUGAACCAUGUGGGUCUUUAUUUGCUAAAACAUUUGUUUUAAAAUCCACUACUUUUUGUAAAAGUUCCUUCUUGAAUUAUUUUACCAGCUGAGCAACCGCCAUGCAUUUCCAAACGCCUACUGUCAAAGAUACCAUUAAAUCAUAUGUAACUUUCACUUUUUUGUUAUGAGCUUGCUCUUAUGUUUUCUAUGAGGUGCCAGGGGUACAUUUUUGCACUGAAAUCAGGUGUUUUAAAACACAUACAAUUUUCAGCAAAGCAAUCCUUUGUGUCAUUACAUUUAUUUACCCAUGUGUUUGUACAUUUUUGUAUUUGUUAAUUUAUGAAUGAUUUUUUUCAGUAAAAAGAGUACAUAUUCAAGAAUCAG
Messenger RNA from Sceloporus undulatus (fence lizard), 4215 nucleotides. RefSeq names its product beta-1,4-galactosyltransferase 5 (gene B4GALT5). Gene Ontology annotation, biological process: glycoprotein biosynthetic process; carbohydrate metabolic process. The record is from RefSeq and is a predicted model, not a curated record. Gene Ontology annotation, molecular function: UDP-galactose:glucosylceramide beta-1,4-galactosyltransferase activity. Lineage: Eukaryota; Metazoa; Chordata; Lepidosauria; Squamata; Phrynosomatidae. Bases 138 to 1313 code for a protein of 391 amino acids. The transcript has 9 exons.